AUGCCAUUUGGUGUGGAAAAGGCCUUGCAACGUGGAGCCAGGCGCUAUCCAAUGACCUCCAAGAGAGGGCACAAUUAUUACAAAGGUACCGGAAGUGGUGCCAUGGGCUGGCAUACAAAGAAAGGCGGUUAUAAAAUUGAUUUAAAAAAAGUUCGGACAUACGUAGUACCUGAUUUAUCAGACUGUAAGUACAAACCCUACGUUGAGCCUGAUGCUAGAAAAGGCAUUACAUAUAAUAUUUCACCGGGAAAAUAUUUGGAACUACUAAGAGAAUCUUUGGGAAUAGUAAGCACACCCAAAGCAGAUGAUACAACAAUGUCAACAGCAAAAUCACUUAGCGAACCAAAAGAGCAAAUCGAACGGGAUGAUAAGCCUGCAAAAGCAGAGCUUGAACAACCAAAAACUGAAAAAGUUUACGAAAGAGAAUCAUUGUUCUAG
Molecule: messenger RNA, 438 nt
Organism: Dentiscutata erythropus
Lineage: Eukaryota; Fungi; Glomeromycota; Glomeromycetes; Diversisporales; Gigasporaceae
Source: the annotation of a GenBank genome assembly